Molecule: messenger RNA, 1755 nt
Organism: Ustilago hordei
Lineage: Eukaryota; Fungi; Basidiomycota; Ustilaginomycetes; Ustilaginales; Ustilaginaceae
Exons: 1
Coding region: 1-1755 (584 amino acids)
Biological process (GO): basic amino acid transport; transmembrane transport
Cellular component (GO): fungal-type vacuole membrane
Molecular function (GO): basic amino acid transmembrane transporter activity
Source: RefSeq, a predicted model, not a curated record
AUGGCACCGACCACCUCUGCCAAUGAGAGGACCUCUCUCCUCUCCUCUGAACAGCGGGAUGAGCACUACCAAUCCACCUCCUCCAACCACACCAAUCGCAACAAUGACGCAGGAUCAUCCUCGUCCUCAACAGAAGCAGAAGCAGGGACAGAGCAAGAAGACCAUGUCACAGUCAUGCCACCACUACGCAAGCUUGCGCCCCUCCUCACAGCGCUCUGGGUUCCCGUUUUCGUCGCAAGCAUGGACGGUACCGUCACCGCAACCCUCAUCUCGAGCAUCAGCAGUUCCUUCAACGCCUCUGAACAAGCACAGUGGCUCGGCUCUGCAUACCUUCUCUCCGUCGCCUGCUUCACUCCGCUCUACGGCCGUAUGGCAGACAUUAUUGGACGAAAGAAUUGCAUGUUCACCGCACUCACCUUCUUCACUACAGGUACGGUGCUUUGCGGUUUAUCGACGUCGAUGAAUAUGCUCAUCUUUGCUCGUGCGCUCGCAGGAAUGGGUGGAGGAGGCCUUACAACAACAACCAGUAUCGUGCUCUCAGACCUCGUGCCGCUGAAGAAUAGAGGCCUGUUGCAAGGGCUAACGAACAUUAUCUUCGGUCUCGGAUCAGGCUUGGGUGGUCCUAUUGGUGGUUGGAUGAAUGACACGCUUGGGUGGAGAAGGGCUUUCCUUAUUCAGAUCCCACUGUUGCUGAUGGACUACGUGCUCGCUUUCAUCUUUGUCAAUGUCAAGACACCGAAUGCGCUCGUUCAGCAGUCAAAGUGGGAGAAACUGAAAUCGAUUGACUUCAACGGCGCCUUCAGUCUCGUGCUUGGUCUUUCCAGCACCCUCAUCAGUCUCAGUCUGAUGAGUGCAAACGAUCUUCACAUCUCCAAUCCUUUCGUCUGGGGUGGCUUUGUCAUCGGCUUCGCCAGCAUAAGCUUCUUCUUCUACGCAGAAGCCAAAAUCGCACGCAACCCCAUCCUCCCCCUCCGUCUCAUCACUCAACGAUCCGGUGCAGCAGUCGCAUUCGCCAACUUCUGCCUCUCCAUCGUCUCCUUCGGUACUCUCUACCAUUUCCCGCUUUACUUUCAAGCAGUCAAACUCGAAACUCCCUCCCUUGCAGGCCUCCACCUUAUCCCGAACAGUAUUGCUCUCAGCGUCGGCUCUGUUCUGGCCGGCUUAACCAUGCGCAGCUCUGGCCGAUACUACUCGUACAACCUCGUCAACUCGAUGCUCAUCACCGUCUCGAUCAUUUGCUUCACCACUUUCACCCAAGACAGCUCGGAAGCGUAUACCUAUGCAUCGAUCGUUCCGCACGGAUUCGGAACAGCAGGUGUACUAACAUGCACUUUGAUCGCUCUCAUCAACUCUGUUCCGCGAAGCGAUGUUGCAGUGGCGACAAGUAUGUCGUAUAUGGCACGCAAUACGGGUCAGAUUUUGGGUGUUUCUGGUGGUGGAACACUGUUUCAGGCUUUGCUCAAGAGACAGUUGAGACAGAAGAUUACAGGGAAGGAUGCGGAUAGGAUCAUUUCGGAGAUUAGGCAUAAGAGUAGUAUCGUGCCAGAAUUGCCGACGGAGUUGCAGAAGGCGGCGGUCGAGUCGUAUGCGUUUGCGCUCAGAUGGGUUUUUACUGGGAUAGCGGUGGUGAGUUUGGGGACGGUGAUUGGAUGUGCGUUUAUUGAGGAUAAGGGGUUGCCCAAUUACGAGGAUGCGAAGGAUACAGAGGAGGAUAACGAUGGUGUAGGGGGAAGUUCGGAUCGUCGGCAGGAUUAG